Messenger RNA from Apaloderma vittatum (bar-tailed trogon), 1757 nucleotides. RefSeq names its product DDB1 and CUL4 associated factor 17 (gene DCAF17). NCBI's taxonomy places the organism in Eukaryota, Metazoa, Chordata, Aves, Trogoniformes, Trogonidae. The transcript is spliced from 14 exons. Gene Ontology annotation, cellular component: Cul4-RING E3 ubiquitin ligase complex. The record is from RefSeq and is a predicted model, not a curated record. The annotation marks the transcript as partial. Gene Ontology annotation, biological process: protein ubiquitination.
AAUGUCUGCGGCCUCCUCACCCGCAGGGCCCACGGCUUUUACGCCAGGGAUGCCGGUGUCGCCUACAGAAAAAACCUGGGACUCCUCAGAAAGAUAAUGUGUCAGGAAAGUACUAAAUUCAAGAAUGUUUGGACAACUCAUUCUGCAUCCCCUAUUGCAUAUGAAAGAGGAAGAAUUUACUUAGACAAUUACCAGUGCUGUAUUAGCAGCAUUGCACAAGAGCCAAGAAUACUUUACCAAAAGCCAAAGUGUUCUAAGUCAGAAAAAAUAGAAGAUGCUUUAUUAUUGGAAUGCCCACUGGGGGAAAUGCUACCAAAUCCAUCAGACUAUAAAUCUUCCCUCAUAGUCUUGACAGUGCGGAACUGGCUUCUACGUCUCUCUGCUGAUAGUGGAGAAAUACUGGAAAAAAUUUACCUCGCUGGUUCCUGUUGCAAAUUCAGAUAUUUGAGCUGGGAUACUCCUCAAGAGGUAAUGGUUGUAAAGUCAGCUCAGAAUAAGCUCCCUGCAGCAGCACGGCAGGCAGGUAUCCAACAGUCCGUAUUGUUCUAUCUUGCUGUAUUCCAAGUUUUGCCUCUUUCAUUUAUUGGAAUGCUAGAAAUAAACAAAAAGAUAUUUGGUAAUAGUGUGACAGAUGUUGCUGUUUCUAAUGGAAUCUUGAUUGUAAUGUAUAGCAUGGGUCUGGUCAGGCUCUAUAACUUCCAGGCCAUCUUGGAACAGUUCAUGCAACAGCCGUUUGAUUUGGGACAGGAAUUCAACUGGAACGGUCAAGGGGGAGUUGUAGGAAAGUAUCCAUUUGGUCUUCCAUGUAACAUUAAAAUAACAGAUACCCCACCUUUGCUGUUUGAAGCAUCUUCUCUGGAGAAUGCAUUUCAAAUUGGAGGCUACCCUUGGCAUUAUAUCAUCACACCUAACAAGAAAAAACAUAAAGGAGUCUUCCAUAUUUGUUCUCUGAAAGACAAUACUUUGGCAAAAAAUGGCAUACAGGAUAUGAAAUGCUGUUCACUGGAGCCUGACUGGAUAUAUUUCCAUCCAGAUAUGUCAGGUAGAAUAAUCCACGUGGGACCAAAUUUAAUAAAAGUCUUGAAGCUUAAGGAAGUUCAGAAUAAUACAGAUCAAGCGGAGAUUGCAGAAGAUUUUACAAUUGUGGCCAACAGAGAAAACUGUGUGAACAGUGCUGUUACUGUAACAGCUUCUGGUCGAGUGGUGAAAAAGCGUCUUAACUUGCUGGAUGAUGACCCAGAGCAAGAGACAUUCAAAAUUGUGGACUACGAAGAUGAGUUGGAUUUGCUGUCCACUGUGGCAGUUACUCAAAUAGGAGCUGAUGGAAGAGCUCACCUUGACUUUCAUUGUAAUGAACGUGGGAUUCUACUUAAAAGUAUUCCACUACUGGAGUCCUGGGAUGUGACUUACAGUCAUGAAGUUUACUUUGACAAAGACCUUGUAUUACAUAUAGAACAGAAGCCUAACAGGAAGUUCAGUUGUUAUGUUUACCAAAUGGUCUGUGAUACUGCAAAAGAUGAUGGAAGUUCAAGCCACGAAAAACCAGAAAGAGUAUUUUGUAAAAAAGGAGGGAGAAUUUUUGAAUAUAUUUAAGACAUAAACAGCAACUACAGAGACUUCAGUUUGGAUGUUAUUUAAGGACUUCAUACAUAUGAAUUAGUCAGCUACAGUUUUUCAGGCAGAAUUUCAUCUUAACAUUUUGUAUUACUACAUGAGGUUUUAUUUCUUUUUUUCUCUAUAACAUUGUACACUUAUCU